AUGGCGUCGACGACCGCCACCCCGCAGGGCAGCGUUCGCCAGCGCAACACGGGUUCUAAGAAGGGAGCCACUCCCGGCGCCGCUGCUGACGAUAUUGCCAACGCUUUGAACACUGCCGCCGCAAAGAACAAGCGCUCCGGCACAGAGAACGGCCACACAGUCGGACUUCUUGUUACCACCAUUCUUGCAUUUGUCACCCGUUUCUGGGGUAUCAGUCAUCCCAAUGAGGUUGUCUUCGACGAAGUUCACUUUGGCAAGUUCGCUUCCUACUAUCUCGAGAGAACCUACUUCUUCGAUGUUCACCCCCCGUUCGGAAAACUCCUCUUCGCCUUUAUGGGAUGGCUUGUAGGAUACGAUGGGCAUUUCCACUUCGAGAACAUUGGCGAUUCGUACAUUGCGAACAAGGUUCCCUAUGUCGCCUUCCGAGCUCUGCCCGCUAUUCUCGGCGCCUUGACCGUCACCGUCACUUACCUGAUCAUGUGGGAAUCCGGUUACAGCCUGCCUGCCUGCAUUCUUGCUGCUGGCCUUGUACUUCUCGACAACGCCCAUAUUGGCCAGACCCGUUUGAUUCUCUUGGAUGCGACGUUGGUCUUCUGCAUGGCCUGCAGUUUGCUCUGCUACAUUAAGUUCUACAAGCUGCGCCACGAGCCUUUCUCUCGCAAGUGGUGGAAAUGGCUUAUCCUCACUGGAUUCGCUCUGUCGGCUGACAUGUCCACCAAGUACGUCGGUCUCUUCGCUUUUGUCACCAUCGGCUCGGCCGUGAUUAUCGACCUCUGGGCCCUGUUGGACAUUAAGCGACCUGGCGGUGCUCUGUCUCUCCCUGAGUUUGGCAAGCACUUUGCUGCCCGUGCGUUCGGUCUCAUUCUCAUGCCUUUCCUCUUUUACCUCUUCUGGUUCCAGGUUCACUUUGCCAUCCUGACUCGCUCUGGCCCUGGUGAUGACUUCAUGACCCCCGAAUUCCAGGAGACUCUUAGCGACAACGUCAUGUUGGCCAACUCCCUGCCUAUUGAGUACUACGACACCAUCACCCUUCGUCACAAGGAGACCAAGACCUAUCUCCACAGCCACGAGGACCGAUACCCCCUUCGAUAUGACGAUGGUCGUGUUUCUAGCCAGGGUCAGCAGGUCACUGGUUACCCUUACAAUGACACCAACAACUACUGGCAGAUUAUCCCCCUUGUCGACGAUCAGCAGACAGGCAAGAUCGUCAGAAACCAGGAUGUUGUCCGCCUUAGGCACUUGGGCACUGAUACCAUGCUGCUCUCGCACGACGUUGCCUCUCCUUACUACCCGACCAACCAGGAGUUUACCACGGUUCCCUUGGCCGAGGCCUAUGGUGAACGUCUUAAUGACACUCUCUUCGAGAUUAGAGUUGAGAACGCCAAGCCGGGCCAGGAGUUCAGGAGUAUUUCGAGCCACUUCAAGUUGAUUCACAACCCCAGCAAGGUUGCCAUGUGGACUCACACCACUCCUCUUCCCGAGUGGGGACACAAGCAGCAGGAAAUCAACGGCAACAAGCAGCUAGCCCCCAGCUCCAACAUUUGGUUUGUCGAGGAUCUUCCGUCUGUUCCCUUGGAUUCCAAGAGACGCGAGAAGCCAGAGAAGGAGGUUAAGACCCUGCCUUUCUUCCGCAAGUGGUUCGAGCUUCAGCGAUCCAUGUUCUGGCACAACAACCAGUUGACUAGCAGCCAUCCGUACGCCAGUCAGCCCUGGCAAUGGCCUUUCUUGCUCCGUGGUGUCAGUUUCUGGACCCAGAACGACACUCGUCAGCAGAUCUACUUCCUCGGUAACCCUGUUGGCUGGUGGCUUGCGAGCAGUCUGUUGGCUGUCUUCGCCGGUAUCAUCGGCGCUGACCAGGUCUCUCUUAGACGGGGUAUCGACGCUCUGGACCACCGCACCCGUUCGCGUUUGUAUAACUCUACCGGCUUCUUCUUCCUUGCCUGGGCCACUCACUACUUCCCCUUCUACCUGAUGGGCCGUCAACUCUUCUUACACCACUACCUUCCGGCGCACUUGGCCUCUUGUCUGGUCGCCGGUGCUCUUUUGGAGUUUAUCUUUACCGCCGAGCCGGCUCCUGAGGAAGGCUACCAGACCAUCAAGGGCAACAAGAAGGGUGAUGGACCCAAGAGGCAUAUCAGCGCCCGCGAGCGUUUCGCUGGCCAGAGUCUUUUCCCCGCUUGGAUUGCCUGUGGUGUCAUUUUGGCCGUUGCCGUCGCUGGCUGGUACUUCUUCCUGCCGCUGACUUACGGUUACCCCGGUCUCAGCGUCGAGCAAGUCGUUCGCCGCAAGUGGCUCGGUUACGAUCUGCACUUCGCCAAAUAA
Messenger RNA from Colletotrichum truncatum, 2322 nucleotides. RefSeq names its product mannosyltransferase pmti. Gene Ontology annotation, molecular function: dolichyl-phosphate-mannose-protein mannosyltransferase activity. Gene Ontology annotation, cellular component: membrane; endoplasmic reticulum. The record is from RefSeq and is a predicted model, not a curated record. NCBI's taxonomy places the organism in Eukaryota, Fungi, Ascomycota, Sordariomycetes, Glomerellales, Glomerellaceae. Gene Ontology annotation, biological process: protein O-linked glycosylation via mannose.